UCCCUGUUCGGCUACCUUCUUUAGCCACGUGAUCAUACGUCACUAACAUUUGUCUGUUCGUUAGCAGUGCAGCUGAAAACAGUCGCUUCUUUUUUUAAACUUAUUUACUUGAAAAAUCGAAAAGCAUGGAGAUUGGGACAGAGAUAAGCAAGAAAAUAAGAGCUGCUAUCAAGGGAAAGCUUCAGGAGCUCGGUGCAUAUAUUGAUGAAGAGCUUCCCGACUAUAUUAUGGUGAUGGUAGCAAACAAGAAAACCUCCCAACAGAUGGCGGACGAUCUCUCCCUUUUCCUUGGAAACAACACUAGCAAAUUCACAGCAUGGUUACAGGGUGUCCUUGAGAAGUUAAGAACGGUUGCAGUCGAGCCUGCAUCCCUCAGUGGACAUCAGCUCCAGUCUGACAGUGGUCCUGUUGCUGGGAAGAGCCGCUCAUCUCUAAGUGAGGACAGCAGAGCAGAGGAGUUGAAGGUGCUGACAGUGUCCAGCUCACGCUCUGAUAGGACUGAAGCACGCGUCUCCAGUUCCGCUCAUGAAAGCAGGAGAGCUAGCUUGGAGAAGAGUUCCUCUCGACUUACCUCUACCGUUAAGCCCCUCAUGGAGCCACUCCCCUUAGAGGCCGUUAUUGACAUCAAACCAGAGAUGGACGAUGACCUCAUCGCUGAGGAUCUUGUAGAAAUAGGCACCAACCAUGGUCGAACACGCGCAGCUAGUAGACCCACAGCUGAAAUCUACAGACCGGGUCAGAGCAAGUUUACAUUAGCAAGCUCUGCAGACAUGUGUCGACCCUCCGAAGGAUCCUCUCACUCAAGGCAGCAGGACAGCAGAAGCAGCAGAACCUCCAGAACCGGAUCCAGUAAGCAGGAGGAGCUGUCCCGGAAGCGUAAGGCGCCGGUAGCGAGUUCAGUGGUGCGAGUGAACCGAGCAGCAGAUGAGGACAGCGAUGAUGUGGAAGAGGAAGAUACAGGCUAUGGAGGCAGAGGCCUGUCCAGUAGAGUGUCCCUACCCUCCAAACCAGAACGCAAACCUACUCUCCCUCCAGCCAAGCAAGCCAACAGGAAUCUGAUACUGAAGGCCAUCUCCGAGGCCCAGGACUCAAUCACCAAAACUACAGCCUACCCCACAAUACCACAGAGGCAGACUGUUCCCGUGGCACCUCGUACUCGUGUGGCCAGCAGUGAAGAGAUGACUGCAGCCAUCCAGCUGGUCCAGGAGCAUCUCCACAGCCUGGCCCCCAGGGUUCAGGCCUACACCUCUGCAGAGCUACCUCCUUCCAGAACACCUGCCCCAGCGAGAUCUUUAGCUUCACGCCUCCAGUUGGACUUAGCAGAGAGCAGUGAAAGAGGAGAGCAGAAGGACUAUGGUGUCGAGGUCACUGCAGGCAUUGAGGCAAAGCCAUUUGAUACCCGCUCCUUCAUAAUGAGUCCACUGCAGCUGGGAGAACCUACAGCCAGAAGCCAGCAGCAUCCUCAGGUCAAAGGGGGAGUCCAGUCUGCUUUACCACGCACUGUCCAGGCUAGUAAGGAGAAGGGUGACUCUGUCAGUCCCAAGUUCAUAGUGACAUUAGAUGGGGUGCCGAGCCCGCUGGGAAAUCUUGCCGAUUGUGAAAUGGAGCUGGAGGAUGUGAGACCGCCCACAAGGGUCACCGAGGCGACCGUCCAUGGCAACAGGGAGCCCAAAGUCAGCGUCCUUCACAGACUACAGGGAAGACUCACAUUACCAGAAGAUGAUGUGAUGGAUGUUGAGAUGGCGGAAGAGGAUGCCGGCCCUUUAAAGAAACAGAAGGUGAUGGAGCGCUGCAAGUUCUGGCCAGUCUGUAAAAGUGGAGAUGAUUGUAUGUACCAUCACCCUACAACACAGUGCAAGACUUUUCCCACUUGCAAGUUUGGGGAUAAAUGCCUUUUCGUGCAUCCCAAUUGUAAAUACGAUGCCAGGUGCACCAAGCCAGACUGUCCCUUCACUCAUGUCAGCCGAAGAAGCAUAGCUACUCCUCCGCCCAGGCCAGCAGUGCAGCCAGUCCAAACCACUAGUGUGUGCCGCUUCUUUCCAGAGUGCAAGAAGAUGGACUGUGCGUUUUAUCAUCCCAAGCCCUGUCGCUUCGCGGCACAGUGUAAACGAGCUGGGUGUACCUUCUACCACCCGACCACAUCUGUGCCUCCGAGACAUGCCCUGAAGUGGACGAAAACACAGACCAGCUCAUAAAGUCCAGGAACAGGAGUCUGCUGAUGGUUAACAUGUGAAACUAUGGAAGAUGUUCUGUAUCUGUCUGCAGAUUUUCAUUCUUCUUUUCAGUAUUUAACUGUUGUUUCAUUUCAUUUUAAUGUAUUGUUUGGACUGAUUUUUAAGAGUUUUGUAUGGAAACAAAAAAAAGGUUUUGCUCAUGCUCUCUGAAUAUUAAAAUGCUCCACAAUGAACAUUAAA
Sander lucioperca (pikeperch) is the source of this 2414-nucleotide messenger RNA. It is a transcript of the gene zc3h14, whose product is annotated as zinc finger CCCH-type containing 14. The coding region runs from base 126 to 2195 and encodes 689 amino acids. Gene Ontology annotation, biological process: regulation of mRNA stability. The transcript has 17 exons. The record is from RefSeq and is a predicted model, not a curated record. Gene Ontology annotation, molecular function: metal ion binding; poly(A) binding. NCBI's taxonomy places the organism in Eukaryota, Metazoa, Chordata, Actinopteri, Perciformes, Percidae. Gene Ontology annotation, cellular component: nucleus; cytoplasm.